AUUGCGAAUCAGUGUUCAAUUUGUGCGUGUGUGUGUGUGCAAGGCAGGGGAAAAGUCGCUCCAUUUUUCUCGUGCUAUCUUGCGAAUGCUUGGCUUUUGCAAAACAAUUUAAUGGAGAGUCGCAUAAAUGUGUUUGAAAUAGUGUUUGCUCAAGAGUAACGAAAGCAAAAGCAGCAAACACAAAAGCGAGCAAAACCACGCCACAAAAUACAUUUGUAUAAAAAUCGCAAUCCGACUGCAGAAAUUGAAAAAGCGCUAGUGUGUGUGUGCGCGUGUAAAUGUAUUUGUGCGCGCGUGUGUGUGUGUGAGCAAUGAAAAAUGAGGCGUAGGUGAGAAAUAUGUGUGCAAAAUUGUCGAAAAGCAGCAGGGUCGGCCUUAAGGUGUAACAGUAACAAAACAGGCAACAGUGUUGCUGCAGCCUCGAGACAAAAAAGGCAGCACACCAAUUGCAUUCAUUCAACGUGCGCGCGCCAAAUACAAAUACGAGCAGCUGAUUUUGAUGACCGGUUAAAUUGUAUUUGACUACACGAUCCAACGAUCCACAAAUAAUAAUAAUAACAAUAAUCAUUCGAAAUAGAAGAAUUGUUGUUUGCUGCUCUGCGUGUGUGUGUGUGAAUGUGUGUCACAUUGGCGUAACAUUAGCCAAAUACGUCAAAUCAUACUUUACGAAAAUUGUUUGAAAUUUUGUGGGGGAAAAAUGUGCAAAAGUGUGUUUGUUAAAUUGUUAGCCAAAAUUAUUUGUUUACCUAGUACUAAAUAGAACAUAACUGCCUUUCUUCAUCCAACAAUAUUACAAUAAACAACAAUAAUAAUAUUUCGACAGACCGGACAAGCAAAACCAGCGCACAAGUUACAACAAAUAUAACUACUCUGAAACAAAAACAGUACCAAGGGAAAUGCUCAAAUUAAAUACUUAAAUGACAAGCGACAGCAGUAGCACAUUAAACACCAAUAUCUACACCAACAACAACAAAAACAGCAACAUCAAUAAUAAUAACAAUAACAAAAUCCACAACAACAAUCAAACACAAAGUGUAACCACUGUUAGUUAACAGCAGCCUAACAGACAAGUAGUGCAGAGGAGAGGCGGAGCAGAGGAGUGCAACAGUGGAAGCUGCUUGGCGUAUGCAUUGUGGACGCAUGCGUGACGCAGCAGUCGCGGACGUUAAGUGAGUGUGUGUGUGUGUGUGCGAGUGUGUGUGUGUGUGUGUGAGUGCGCGCGUGAGUGUGUGUGUGUGUAGCAGCAACAACAACAAAAAAGUAAAGUCCCACACACACAUUCAACAGUUUGUGAAGCAGCAGAGCAGCUAAAUUUCGCAUUUCAACUUCGACAACGUUUUUCGGAUUCGGAUCAAUCUUAUCAACAACCAACUAUAGCCGUUGCUAUUACUUUCAUUUAUUAUCUUUCAAAAUUCUGUGGAAAGUGAUUGCGUUUUUCACUCAAAAUUCGAGAGAGCCUGCCGAAUAUUUCUCACUAACCAGUAUCAGCAACAACAACAACAUGCAACGACGCGAGCGGCAAGCUAGUGGUGGUGGUCCACAGACGACAACUGCCGGGCCAUCCGCUGGUAAUGUGGCAAAUGCUACCAUUGGUAAAAGCACAAGCAAUAACAUGUAUACCACCCGCCAAUCUGUAAGCACCACAACCGGUGUCCUUAUGGUCGGACCAAAUUUUCGUGUUGGCAAAAAAAUUGGCUGUGGCAACUUUGGCGAAUUGCGCUUAGGAAAAAAUCUUUACAACAAUGAACAUGUAGCAAUAAAAAUGGAGCCGAUGAAGUCAAAGGCUCCGCAACUACACUUAGAGUAUAGGUUUUAUAAGCUAUUAGGAUCACAUGCAGAGGGUGUACCAGAAGUGUAUUACUUCGGCCCAUGCGGCAAGUACAAUGCUCUUGUUAUGGAAUUGCUUGGCCCAUCACUCGAAGAUUUGUUCGAUAUUUGCGGCAGACGUUUCACUUUGAAGAGCGUACUACUGAUAGCUAUACAAUUACUCCACCGGAUCGAAUAUGUUCAUAGUCGGCACUUAAUAUAUAGGGAUGUGAAACCAGAGAACUUUCUCAUUGGCAGAACAUCAACAAAACGUGAAAAAAUUAUACACAUAAUUGAUUUCGGUUUGGCCAAAGAAUACAUUGAUUUAGAUACAAAUAGACAUAUACCAUAUCGGGAGCAUAAAUCGCUGACAGGCACCGCUCGCUAUAUGUCAAUCAAUACGCAUAUGGGACGCGAGCAGUCGAGACGUGAUGAUCUGGAGGCACUGGGUCAUAUGUUUAUGUACUUCUUAAGAGGUUCACUGCCCUGGCAAGGCCUUAAGGCUGAUACACUCAAAGAGAGAUAUCAAAAAAUCGGUGAUACAAAACGUGCAACGCCCAUUGAGGUACUUUGUGACAGCCACCCCGAAGAGUUUGCAACAUAUUUGCGUUAUGUGCGGCGGUUAGAUUUUUUCGAAACACCCGACUAUGAUUUUCUGCGAAGACUGUUUCAAGACUUAUUCGAACGUAAGGGCUACACCGACGAGGGCGAGUUCGACUGGACAGGGAAGACAAUGUCAACGCCCGUCGGAUCUCUGCAAACUGGCCAUGAAGUCAUCAUUUCACCAAAUAAAGAUCGUCAUAAUGUUACGGCUAAGGUUGUGAGUUCGACAAAUGGCGAACUGAAUGCGGACGAUCCCACGGCCGGACACUCCAACACACCCAUCACACAGCAGCCCGAAGUAGAGCUUGUCGACGAAACAAAUGGUUCCUUAUAUUCCAGAUGUUGUUGUUUCUUUAAACGAAAGAAGAAGAAAUCAACGCGCCAAAAAUGACUAGAAGGUGUACAAUGUAGUCCAGAACGCGAGGCAGUCACAUUGCUGCGCGCCACUUCACAUUCAAACUCACGGGAUAGCGUAUUGAAUAAUCCGAGUCAGGAUUACAUACAACAAGCAACGUCGCAGCACACGUUGCGUUAUCCUCCAUCCGCGUCGAUGUUGACGCCAACACCAACUACAAAUACACCGACACUUCCGUUGUAAUUUAUAUAUAUAAAUACAGAAACCGCAAACAGAAAACAGCAAACAGAAAACAGAAAAUAGUUAAAACAAAAAAAUCAACAAAAAAUUAUACAAAACAAAUAAAAAAAAAAAAA
This is a messenger RNA of Drosophila grimshawi, 3120 nucleotides long. RefSeq names its product casein kinase I (gene gish). Gene Ontology annotation, molecular function: protein serine/threonine kinase activity; ATP binding. The record is from RefSeq and is a predicted model, not a curated record. Gene Ontology annotation, cellular component: cytoplasm; plasma membrane; nucleus. The transcript has 11 exons. Gene Ontology annotation, biological process: peptidyl-serine phosphorylation; signal transduction; positive regulation of canonical Wnt signaling pathway. Lineage: Eukaryota; Metazoa; Arthropoda; Insecta; Diptera; Drosophilidae. The coding region runs from base 1502 to 2800 and encodes 432 amino acids.